AUGGCCUUCGUCCCACCCAACUUCAGGGUCGACGUCCCCAGCGAGGACGAGCUCGUCGCCGUCGCCGUCGUCUGGGGCCUCUCGCUGCCCCUCACCGUCUUCGGCAUCUUCCGCUGCGUCCAGCAGACGUACAGCCAGUACAGGCGGACCAGGAGGGUCAACCUGUACAUGUUCCUCAUCUGGCUCGAGCUCAUCUCGACGACCUUGAUGGGGGGCACCGCCUGGGGAUACGUGCGGGGGGUCAUCCCACCCAGCAUGUGGUACUUUCUCGGGGCAGUCAUCAUCCUCUGGAUUGUCCAAAUCAACGCCAUCCUCCAGAUAAUCCUCAACAGGAUCAGCCUAAUCUCCGACAACAAACCCUACGUCCGCCGGGUCAAGUGGUUCCUCUUCGGCUCCGUGCUGCUCCUCCAGGUCGCCGUCGCCUGCGUCUGGAUCCCCGCGCAGCUCCAGAUCUCGGACCUGUACGUCGACAUCAACCACGUGUUCGACCGCACGGAGAAGGUCAUGUUCGCCCUCAUAGACCUGUGUCUCAACGUGUACUUUAUCUACUUGGUACGGUCGACCCUCAUCGCCUACGGGCUGACCAAAUACGUCCUGCUGUAUCGCGUCAACAUAGCCAUGAUCCUCAUCUCCAUGACCAUGGACGUCCUCAUCAUCGGCAUGAUGUCGCUACCAAGCGCCUUCCUAUACGUGCUGUUCCACCCCCUAGCCUACCUCAUCAAGCUCCACAUCGAGCUGUCGAUGGCAGAGCUCAUCGCCAAGAUCGUCAAGGCCUCGAGCAGGAGCCGGAGCUGCCUGUGUCCCUGCACCGAGGCCGACAACGACAUCCUGGUGGCGCCCACCACAGGUCGCGUAUCAGAAUGGGGUCCCUUCCGGCGUCUGCGGGAGACUCGGGUGGUAGAUCAGGCUGUGGCGUCUAGUGCGGUGGUCGAGAAUGGGGAUCGGACUGGUUGA
This is a messenger RNA of Clonostachys rhizophaga, 954 nucleotides long. Lineage: Eukaryota; Fungi; Ascomycota; Sordariomycetes; Hypocreales; Bionectriaceae. The record is from the annotation of a GenBank genome assembly.